AUGGCUCCAACUUUUCUCCUCGUCGGUGCAACUGGCAACACAGGCCAAGCUGUGACACGAACCCUCCCGGCUCUUCUCAAAGCAAGCGAGGCCUUCUCCAAGCACCGAGUCCUUGCUCUGACGAGGUCCGUCUCCAGCCCCACGGCCCAAGCUCUUGCACAAAUACCCGGCGUUGAAGUCAUUGAAUAUAACUGGACCGACAUUACCGCCGACUGGCUCCGUGAGCAGGAAGUUGUGCGUGCCUUCAUUGCUUCUCACAACUCACCCAACCAAUUCGCUGAGGAAUCGGCCUUCCAUGUCGCCGCCCUGGAAGCAGGAGUCGAAUAUGUUGUGCGCAUCUCCACCACGGCGCCUAAUGUACGCCCAGAUUUCGCCGCCUACUAUCCCCGCCAGCAUUGGGCUAUCGAGGCUAUGCUUGGAUCGCCCGAGUUCAGUGCCCUCAAAUGGACCUCGCUUCAACCAAACGUCUUCAUGAACUUUUAUCUUGCCAUCAUUACCGAUUAUAUCAAGCAGUACAGACAGACGGGUGAGCAAGGCCAGCUCCGCUUAAUGGCGGCCAAAGAUGCGCCUGUUGCUCCAGUGCACCCGGAUGAAGUUGGCGUUCUUGCUGCCCAUCUUUUGGCCACGGGUGAUUUGAGCGCGCACGACAGGGCUAAAUAUAUCAUCAAUGGGCCGGAGGAUAUCACUGGUGAACAGCUGGUGGGCUUGGUCGAGCAAUAUAUUGGGACACGAGUGAAAGAUGUGAGCUAUCAGGACUUGAGCUUGAUUGAUGCAAUUCUGGCCAGUGGCUUCGGAGGUCCGGGACAAUCGAAGACUGUCAUGGGGUCGAUCAGAUAUGCACCUACCACUAUGUGGGAAGGGAAAUGCAGUGCUUCGACGACUAGCGAGGAGGUUUUGAAGAUUGCUGCGCCGCAGCGGACACCUGUCGAGGUCCUCAAGAGCUUGCUGGAGGAGUAG
Molecule: messenger RNA, 957 nt
Organism: Aspergillus melleus
Lineage: Eukaryota; Fungi; Ascomycota; Eurotiomycetes; Eurotiales; Aspergillaceae
Exons: 1
Coding region: 1-957 (318 amino acids)
Source: RefSeq, a predicted model, not a curated record